GAAGGCGGGGGGCGGCGGCUGCAGGCAGAGGGGCCGAGAGCUGGCGGCGGCGGCAGUGGUCGCGAAGGGCAUCGGCGGCGGCGGUGAUGGCAGAGAUGAUCUGAAGAUGGAAGGAGCCAGGCGAAGGGGAGGCGGCGGCGGCCGCGGCCGCGGAGGCAAGAAUGUAGGGGGCUCUGGCCUAAGCAAGAGUAGACUCUAUCCCCAGGCCCAGCACUCCCACUACCCCCAAUUCGCCGCCUCAGCCACCCCUAAUCAGUCUGGGGGCGCUACCGAAAUCCAAGAACUGGCCUCCAAACGAGUGGACAUCCAGAAAAAGAGGUUUUACCUAGACGUGAAGCAAAGCUCGCGGGGAAGGUUCCUGAAGAUAGCUGAAGUCUGGAUAGGGAGAGGCCGGCAAGACAAUAUCAGAAAGAGUAAACUGACCCUCUCUCUAUCUGUGGCCGCAGAGCUGAAGGACUGUCUAGGGGACUUUAUCGAGCAUUACGCCCACCUGGGCCUGAAAGGCCACAGGCAAGAGCAUAGCCACAGCAAAGAGCAAGGCUCCAGGAGGAGGCAGAAGCACUUGGCACCUUCCCCACCAGUCUCAGUGGGGUCCGAAGAGCAUCCACACAGUGUCCUCAAAACAGACUAUAUAGAGAGGGACAAUAGGAAAUAUUACCUAGACCUAAAGGAAAAUCAGCGUGGUCGCUUCCUAAGGAUUAGACAAACCAUGAUGCGGGGGACGGGCAUGAUAGGUUACUUUGGCCACACUUUGGGCCAAGAACAGACUAUUGUCCUCCCUGCACAAGGAAUGAUUGAGUUUCGUGAUGCCUUGGUUCAGCUGAUUGAAGACUAUGGUGAAGGAGACAUAGAAGAACGAAGAGGUGGAGACGAUGACCCACUUGAACUCCCAGAGGGGACUUCUUUCAGAGUGGACAAUAAAAGGUUCUACUUUGAUGUGGGCUCUAAUAAAUAUGGAAUAUUCCUGAAGGUAAGUGAGGUGAGGCCGCCUUACCGUAAUACUAUUACUGUUCCAUUCAAAGCUUGGACAAGGUUUGGGGAGAAUUUUAUCAAGUAUGAAGAAGAGAUGAGGAAAAUUUGCAACAGCCAUAAAGAAAAGAGAAUGGAUGGCAGAAGGGCCAGUGGUGAAGAACAAGAAUGCCUCGACUAGAGUGAAAUUGAACUCCAUCAGGCAAAAUUUAAAAUCAUAAAUUGGCUAAAAGUACUGAUCCAUAAUCAUUUGAAGAAGUCCCCCCCCCUUUUUGGCCCUUUGUUAUUAGUAAUACCUCUAAUAGUUUAUACUUCAAGAAGUCUGAUUUUCAUGUUCUGUUAUACAUAGAUCCUUAUAAUUAUUAUGGGAAUUCCAGCCUUCCCAGUUUAGCUGUUUCAACUGCUCCAGACUAUUGAAGUAUGCAAAUCAGCACAAAAUGUGACAUUUGACCUUCUGAAUACUUUAAGAAUUACAUUGCACUGUGAUUUAAUUCUGAAAAAAGAUACACACACUCAAUGUGGGAGUAUGAAUUUCUACUUAACAAUUUCCCAAAUAAGUAUUUCAUUCCUACUACAUGAAAAGCUGCUAAGCAUACAUGCAGGACAGUUACCAGAGAAACAGAAAUUGACCACAAGUAUAAUAUUAAUACUAUAAAAGUACAAGUAGAAGUAUAUUGUCCAUUGCAUAACUGAACACUAAAUGGAGUAGGGGUCAAAAGGAUGAAAUCUUACUAGAUAAUUAAAUUUUAAAGAUACAUCAUCAUAAUAUUUCUUAAUGUAGUAUUCUAUAAUUUCAUGUUGUGGUAACCUUACAGUCCAUAGUUACCAUAUCAAAGCCAUGAGAGAAUUUUAGCUGGUUAUUCUAAGCUACUUACAAUCCCAUCUUCACUUCAUUUUACUAUACUAUAUAUUUUUGUUGACUUUCUAAAGUUUUAGGAAUUACUUUUGUGUCACUUUUGAGUGGGAUGCUUCAUCCAGUGGCUUUGCUAUGGGAAUCUUGGUGUUUUAGCAUUUCAUGCUAAUUUAAAAAUUGUGAUAAAUUUUUCCCUAAAAUAUAAAGUGGAUUUAAGGUGUUAUA
Octodon degus (degu) is the source of this 2047-nucleotide messenger RNA. RefSeq names its product purine rich element binding protein G (gene Purg). Gene Ontology annotation, molecular function: purine-rich negative regulatory element binding; DNA-binding transcription factor activity, RNA polymerase II-specific; RNA polymerase II transcription regulatory region sequence-specific DNA binding. The transcript has 2 exons. Gene Ontology annotation, cellular component: nucleus. Lineage: Eukaryota; Metazoa; Chordata; Mammalia; Rodentia; Octodontidae. The coding region runs from base 107 to 1150 and encodes 347 amino acids. The record is from RefSeq and is a predicted model, not a curated record. Gene Ontology annotation, biological process: regulation of transcription by RNA polymerase II.